Amoebophrya sp. A120 is the source of this 211-nucleotide messenger RNA. The record is from the annotation of a GenBank genome assembly. Lineage: Eukaryota; Dinophyceae; Syndiniales; Amoebophryaceae.
GCUGCGCAGCGACUGACCCAGCUGCCACGCGCGGCGGCGGUGGUACGCAGGAAAAGAAUAGGCAGGUCGACGAAUCAACUUGGCUGUUGGAGCCCGAACGAGAGCCAGAAGGCUGUGCAUCAAACAGGGAUACUGCUAAUGGAAGUGAGUUAGAAACAAGCAAGACAGGUGCUCCUGUGCGGUUUUAUCUAAACGAGGACAUACGUGAGGC